Dendronephthya gigantea is the source of this 1964-nucleotide messenger RNA. Its product is annotated as sphingomyelinase phosphodiesterase D-like. Lineage: Eukaryota; Metazoa; Cnidaria; Anthozoa; Malacalcyonacea; Nephtheidae. The transcript has 8 exons. The record is from RefSeq and is a predicted model, not a curated record. Bases 418 to 1896 code for a protein of 492 amino acids.
UCUCUUCCACGUAAAGUUACUCCGUUCCGCGUAUUGACAAAUUCUGCUCAUUUUAGCAUUUUUCUGGUUGUAGGUCAGGUGGUAGUAGGAACAAGGUUGCAAAUUAUACUGAAUCUAGACUAUCUAGUCUGCGGGAUUCAUUAUUUAACUGCUUAUUUGUAAUUUGUAACUCUUAAAAUCUGCUGUCGUUUCUUUGGACGCUCAUGACCAUGGGGGGUUUUUAGUCUACUCCAGCUUUUCCCUGCCUCCAUGAAGUACAUGGCGUUCACAGUGAGACAUGUGACUAGGCGCUUGGUUGCACCGCUCACUUUCAAAUAAUACGACAACGGCCGAACACGGCAGCGCUUUGAACAGACGUGUCUUAUCAUUUACUUACGAACUGUGUGUGAUCAAAUAUAACAUCUCAGGACAGUAAGAAUGGCUGACAACUUUGAUUAUAAUGUCAUGGGAAAGACAAGUGCCAAUCGCAAAUGUUCUCGCGGAAAUGUCUUGGUGUUCAUAUUAUUUGCUCUGUUGAUUGGGGUGGUAAUUUUCAUCGCUCUAACAUACGCCUUCAAAUGGCAAUGCGAUGAUGAUGAAAACGAGCACACAUCUCAAACAAAUAACCCCUUAUCGUUCCUCCUGUUCUCUGAUAUCCACCUUGAUCCAUGGUACAAAGCUAUGGCUGGAGACAAGUACUGUAGGAAUACGAGUAUACAAAGCGCUUACAAUGCUUCGUAUGGAAGACCGGGUUGUGAUUCACCUUUGAAGUUACUUAAUGAAGUAUUGAAUGGCAUGAAGAGUGUUCGAGCAAAAAAUAUAACAAAAAUGGACUUUGUUAUGCUAUCAGGUGACACGUGUGCUCAUGGAAUCACAACAAACAGGAGGAAAAACGCGCUUGGGAUUAUGAAGAUAACAUCACAAGCAGUCAAAUUAGCAUUUCCGGACAUUCCUUAUUUUCCAAGUAUUGGUAACAAUGAUCUUCCAGGACAUUAUGUAAUGCCUACUGAGAAUGAUACGUGGUAUUCUGAUCUCCUGGAAAUCUGGAAAGACGGCAUAUUGUGUACAAACUGUACAAGGUCGUAUCCAACGACGUCUUUGGAUGAACUGCAGAAGACAUUUUUAUAUGGAGGGUAUUACAAGGUGUCGAUUGCAGAUGGGAGCAUGACAUUACUUGUUCUGAACUCCAUGUAUUGGACUAAAAGUACCUGGAUAUCAGCUGAUUAUUUCCAAGAGAGAGCAAACAAACAAAUAGCAUGGUUAAAAGAACAGUUGGAAUUAGCGAAUUCGACGGGGAAAAAAGUUAUUAUUACGAGCCAUAUACCCCCUGGGAUAGAUACCUUCGCCGAAAAGACUCUGUGGUUAAGUAAUUUUACUGAAUUAUACAUGGAUCUCGUUGCAAACAAGUUUAGUGAAGUUGUGGCAGGUCAAAUCUAUGCCCAUUUCCACAAAGACAGUUUCCGUUUUCUCCAAGCAGACAAGAAAAACGAUUCAUUGUCAUCGUACAUUCUGCUAAUGCCGUCUGUAUCUGUUGUGUAUAAAAAUAAUCCUAAUUUCCGCAUCGUUCAUCUGGACCCAGACCGUCAAGCAAUCACUGAUUACGAACAAUUUUACAUGAAUCUUGUUAUUAUAACAGAAUUUAACAACCCGAUAUGGCAACUAGACUACAAAUUUUCAACACGAUAUCCACCAACUGGAGAUGAUGACAAAGUUAUCAAUGGCAAAAGAAUAAAGCAUCUUAGUGAUAAUCUUAUCAGCCAAACAAACGAUAGUUUCUUCAUUGGUUUUAUCAGUUCACGACAAGUUCGCUAUCAACCUGAUUCUUUUUCUCGAUUCAAAUAUUAUUGCGCGGUGACAUAUUACAGUCAGAAAGAUUAUGAUGCGUGCAACACGAAGUAUCCUGUACAGGGCGGAUAAUAGUGCCAUGUUUUUUCAAUUAGCUACUUUGAUUUAAUAAAUGCACCCUAGCUCUCAACAACUCUCAA